This is a messenger RNA of Prunus armeniaca (apricot), 189 nucleotides long. The record is from the annotation of a GenBank genome assembly. Lineage: Eukaryota; Viridiplantae; Streptophyta; Magnoliopsida; Rosales; Rosaceae.
AUGAAAUUGUCAGAGGAAGUUGAUGGACAAGUUACAAGGGAAUGUAGGAGCUGUGAGUCUGACCAAGAAGGCUCGUGUGUGGUGGGAAUACCACGAGCAAAACCAAGGAUGAGACCUAGAUGGAUUGGUAAACCUACCGUGGAGAUAAAGAGAUUGCUUUGGGGUCUCAUCUCAUGUGAACACGUUUGA